Cottoperca gobio is the source of this 2881-nucleotide messenger RNA. RefSeq names its product Myb-like, SWIRM and MPN domains 1 (gene mysm1). The transcript has 20 exons. NCBI's taxonomy places the organism in Eukaryota, Metazoa, Chordata, Actinopteri, Perciformes, Bovichtidae. Bases 86 to 2686 code for a protein of 866 amino acids. Gene Ontology annotation, molecular function: metallopeptidase activity; protein binding. The record is from RefSeq and is a predicted model, not a curated record.
CCACCACAAGGUGUCGCUGUGAGCGGAGCGAGGCGCUGUUUUCCUGCAGCGCUCGCGCCUCCGUUGUUUACGUUUAUCCAACAACAUGGAGGAUGAGCUAGAAGUUGAUAUCGAGGGAGACGAGUUUAAUACCAGUAUAAGUGAGCUGGGUGGAGGAGGUUUAGUCCAGGAGCAGCUUAUACAGUCUGCGUGGAGGAGCAGCGCUGGGAUACUGCCAUGGGAGCUGGACAGCUCCAUCAGUACAGAGAACAGGGAGGUGAUCGAGAGGAUGCUGCUGGAGGAACAAUAUUACCUGACAGGUGAGGGGAUUCCUAACCAUAUUUGGGAAAGUGAUGCUAACAACGCGCCCGAAGUGAAGAAGUCUCCAGCCAAGUCCUCGGCCUCGGCCUCAGGCUCCUCUUCUCGUUGGUCCAAACAGGAAAAAGACCUGUUUGAGGAAGGACUGGCUCAGUUUGGUCGAAGGUGGACUAAGAUUUCCAAGUUGGUGGGCAGCCGUUCCAUUCUUCAAGUCAAGAGUUAUGCAAGACAGUAUUUUAAACACAAGGCUAAAUCAGAACCCAGAGCUGCAGCUUCAUCUGCAGGUCCUGCGCCGUCCUUACAACCCCCUCAGCCCACCUCCAGUCAUGCAUCCACUCUGGCAAACACUGUCCGCAUAGAGAAGCUUUCUGAUGAAGAGGAUGAGGAGGUGGACAUCACCGAUGACCUGAGUGAGGACGGAGACGGCGACAUUAAACCCCAGGCUGUGAUCAAAACUGAGUUCUGUGAGCCAGAGCAGCUCCCCAGCACUGAGAUCCAGACCGACACAGAGGAGCAGAAAGAGGCAGGUCUGACUGAGAAAGAGGAGCAACCCAGCCACACCUCGCUAUCUCCACAGAGUCCUCAGCCCUCGUCUUCCCUCCCUUGCUCAGAGAAGGCUGGUGUGACUGGGCGUGGCGAGAAAGCCGAUGAGAGAGCGUCUCAGGCAGGAGCUCACACCAACUCGGAGCAAAUGACUGAUGACAACGAAGGCCAGAGCACCGCACAGACUGGUCAACUGGAAGAGGCCUGUGGUGAUGGCACAGAGAGUCCAACUGAUGGAGCAGAAGAAGACCAAGAGGAGGAUGAGGAGGAUGAGGAAGAGGAAGAGCUCAAGGCUCCUGAGCAGGAAAUGGAGAUGGAGAUGGAGACCAUCACUGAGGAUGAUAAACAAGCUAUCCCAGAGUUCUUUGAGGGACGACCUUCAAAGACCCCCGAAAGAUACCUUAAGAUCCGAAACUACAUCCUGGAUCAGUGGUUGAAGAGCAAGCCCAAGUACCUGAACAAGACGUCAGUCCGCCCUGGACUGAAGAACUGCGGAGACGUCAACUGCAUUGGGAGAAUACACACCUACCUGGAGCUCAUUGGAGCCAUUAACUUCAACUGCGAGCAAGCGGUUUAUAAUCGCCCGAGGGUGGUGGACCGCUCCAAGCAUAAGGAGGGGAAAGAUGUGCUUGAGGCCUACCAGCUCGCCCAGAGACUGCAGAGCAUGCGGACCAGGAAGCGCCGCGUGCGGGACUUAUGGGGAAACUGGUGCAACUCUAAAGAUUUGGAAGGACAGACGUAUGAGCACCUCAGUGCUGGGGAGCUCGCUCUGCGGAGAGAAGAGAUGAAGAGGCAGCCUAAGCCCUGCAAGAUCUCCAGAUUCAGAGGGUCGUUUGAUCCCUUCCAGUUGAUUCCCUGCAGAACCUUUGGAGAGGAUGUACAGGAACCAUUCCAGGUUAUUGUGUGUGCAGAGACUCUUCUCAUAAUGGACAUGCAUGCCCACGUGUCUCGGGGGGAAGUCAUCGGACUGCUAGGUGGAACUUUCAAUGAGGAAAAGAGAAUAUUGAAGAUCUGCGCAGCGGAGCCAUGUAACAGUGUGAGUACAGGUUUGCAGUGCGAGAUGGACCCGGUGUCUCAGACGCAGGCCUGUGACGUGCUGUCGUCCCUGGGCCUCAGUGUGGUGGGCUGGUACCACUCGCAUCCCACAUUCCACCCCAACCCUUCAGUGCGGGACAUAACCACACAGGACCAGUUCCAGAGUUAUUUUUCACGCGGCGGAGCCCCCUUCAUCGGGAUGAUAGUGAGCCCAUACGACCCUGCCAACCCCUCCCCCCACUCCCAGACUACCUGCUUGUUGGUGAAAGAGAGCCAGGAGCCUUCAGGCCCACAAAAGCUGCCCUACAGAUUUGACUUCCUGCCAUCACAAGACAUUCCAGACUGGGAACAGACGUUGAGGAGAGCUCAGUGGAUCAUCCACAAAUACUGUCAAACACACGGGAGGGUGCAGAUGGACAGAUUUUUCCGGAAAGACUCCCAUCUCACCUACCUGGAGAAGAUGCUGUCGUCUCUGGCCAGGUACCUAGAUCCCCUGCCAGAUGAGGAGGGAGACUCCUUCCUCACCCAGAUCCAGGCCCUUUUCCAGUCAGACUUUAUUGACAAGCAGCAACCAUCUGACCAGGAAGAGGGGGAAUGUUUAAAUAUCUCAUCCAGACCAGUGGACUCAGAGGACUUUGCUUUUGAUCAGCUGAUCAGUGAGGAGAGGCCUCGGGAGGGAGGAAGAGACUCUGAUCCAGAUUCUGGCAGAGCUUCAGACAGCAGUGUACAGCCUCACACACUGACCACAGACACAUCCUCAGUUUUACAUCUGGGCUCUGUGCUGUCCACUGAACAUGACUAUUUACUAUGAUGGACAAUAUAUCAUAAUCUGACUGUAUUUGUACAUAAUACAAUAUUAAACAAAAUAUAAACAUGUAUGUAAAUAUGAUAAGGGUUUGUAUCAGUAUUACCAUUUCCUUUUUUAACUUUUUAUUAUUUUAGUGAAGUCAUUUAACCAAAAACUAAAAAGAGAGGAGGGUGUGUGUUAUCGGGGGGGGGGGGGGGG